Messenger RNA from Pecten maximus, 682 nucleotides. RefSeq names its product ataxin-7-like protein 3. The record is from RefSeq and is a predicted model, not a curated record. Gene Ontology annotation, biological process: positive regulation of DNA-templated transcription; regulation of transcription by RNA polymerase II. Lineage: Eukaryota; Metazoa; Mollusca; Bivalvia; Pectinida; Pectinidae. Bases 205 to 537 code for a protein of 110 amino acids. Gene Ontology annotation, molecular function: transcription coactivator activity. Gene Ontology annotation, cellular component: SAGA complex; DUBm complex. The transcript has 5 exons.
UUUAGUAUAGUUUAAUGCUGGCUGUAUUCUGUUUUAAUUUCUUACUGUUUUCUUUGAAGGUCACAACGUGAAUAUGAAAUAGUAGAAAAGCUGGGAGUGGAUGUUUUUGGACAGGUUCCAACAAAGAAGCAAUUUGAAUGUGUCUGUCCAAACUGCCAACGGAAUCUAGCAGCAUCCAGAUUUGCUCCCCACCUAGAGAAGUGUAUGGGCAUGGGAAGAAACAGUUCACGAAUAGCAAGUCGCCGUCAGGCCCGCAUCGCCAAGGAAAGUGAAACAAGUAAUAGAGUAACGACAUUGGGGAAAGGUGAGAGUGAUGAACAUGAUAGCCCAGAUGAUGAUAAUGAUGUUGACUGGAGUUACAAUGUGGACAAGAAAGUGAAAAAGUUAAAGAAAGAAAAACUUUUAACACACUCUCCUAGGAGGAACAAGCACAAUAAAUUUAGGAAUGGAAAUCACUUAACUGGUGAUAACUCGGAUCGCUCAGGGACUCCAGAACCUACCGUACCUAAUUAUGAGUUGAUGACAGUCGGUAUGUAAAGUUAAUAUGAACUAUUUCCUUCAGGUUGGUAAUGAAGUAUGUACAUAUGAAUAGAUUUGGUAUCUCACAAGCAGUAUUGAAUUCAUAAGAAUGACAUUAUGGUGACUAAACUCAUCAGUGAAGUAUAUGCACACUGAUGAAGUG